This is a messenger RNA of Caenorhabditis elegans, 1039 nucleotides long. RefSeq lists its product as uncharacterized. The coding region runs from base 1 to 894 and encodes 297 amino acids. The record is from RefSeq and is marked reviewed. The transcript has 5 exons. NCBI's taxonomy places the organism in Eukaryota, Metazoa, Nematoda, Chromadorea, Rhabditida, Rhabditidae.
AUGUUCAUAAUCCUAUUUUUGUGCUUCACUGUUCUUUUCAUGUUGUUCUAUCCAGAUUAUAAAGUACACCAAUUGAGUUCAUAUAGUCGUGAAACUUCGCUUCCAAUCACCAAAAACAGGCGCUUCUUGGAAGCAGCCGACGAAUGGAAACAGUGCUUUCAGGAGAAACUGAAAAGGAGCAGAACCGAUCCAAAAGAGAUGUGGUACUGGGUGAAACGUGUGAUUAAUCAAUGUAGAAAUGAAACUGCAUUUUCGAAAAUCGAAUUGACUGGUGUAAAGAACAAAGAUGAGAUGAAAUAUCAUGUGUACAGUCCAUCUCAGGAACCAAGUGUAGUAGUAACUCUUGGCAUUGGUUUGGAUGUGAAAGCAGAAACAACACUCAAGGAAACACUUCCGACGAAUUCCCGAUUCUAUGCCGCCGAUCCAAUAUACACUGGAAACGGAGAACUUUACGAACCUGUUGGGUCGUAUUUCCCAUUUGCUGUGGGAAAAGAAACUGAUGUCUCGACAGCGUUGGUGCUUAAGAACCGGAAAUAUAUAAAUCAAGUGAUGCCCCACAUUGACAUCAUCACUUUCUUCAAAAAAUUCGUAAAGGAAUCCACGAUAGAUCAAUUUUUGAUGGACAAUGAGGGACCCGAAUACGAUAUCCUUCCGAUGAUGGCUCGCGGAGCAGAAUUCGAUCAAAAUGGGAUAGUAGUGUGUCAAAUGAACACAGAGGUUCAUCAAGCUGACGAUGAACGGAAAGCAAAAUUUUUAAGCAUAAUGAAUACGAUCAUUGAAGAUGGGAGAUAUGCAUUUAUGGUUGCUUAUGCUACAGUACAUCAUCGAUUUUAUGUGAUUAAUAUGGAACAUCCAUUUUGUGUUGAUAAGUAUUUUUCUAGGUUUUUUGAAUAGUUUAUUUCAUUUUUUUUCCAAUUUUCUUUUUGAUUUUUUCCACAUCAUCCUUUUCCCAUUUAUAUUCAAAUCAGACUCUUGUCAAUACUGAUCACAAUAGAAAACACCACUAUCUCUGUUUUUUGUAAAAUAAAUAUAAAAUUCU